This is a messenger RNA of Trifolium pratense (red clover), 1525 nucleotides long. RefSeq names its product agamous-like MADS-box protein AP3. Gene Ontology annotation, molecular function: DNA-binding transcription factor activity, RNA polymerase II-specific; RNA polymerase II cis-regulatory region sequence-specific DNA binding; protein dimerization activity. The record is from RefSeq and is a predicted model, not a curated record. Lineage: Eukaryota; Viridiplantae; Streptophyta; Magnoliopsida; Fabales; Fabaceae. Gene Ontology annotation, cellular component: nucleus. Gene Ontology annotation, biological process: positive regulation of transcription by RNA polymerase II. The coding region runs from base 310 to 996 and encodes 228 amino acids. The transcript is spliced from 7 exons.
UCCCCAACUGGGCCAACAUGAAACGUCGUUGACGGUAAAACCAUAACACAUUUGUAGUAAACCCUGCACAAACUUUCGCUAAUUUGGCAAACAUGUUACCAUUAUAAGCAAUGCACUCUCAACUUUAUCUUUCUAUAAUUUCCCUUCUUUUUCAUUGCAAGAUGCCAACAAACACUCAUUCAUAUAGAGCAUAGGAACUAUAUAGCAAAAAAAAAAAUCAGAAAUUAAUUAACAUAUCUACAAAAAGAAACAACAACUCAUCUGAAAAAUAGCUAGCUGCUAGGUUAUAGGAAGAAAGAUUAAUCGAUUAUGGCUCGAGGAAAGAUCCAGAUCAAGAGAAUAGAGAACACAACCAACCGACAAGUGACUUAUUCGAAACGCAGGAAUGGUCUUUUCAAGAAAGCUAAUGAGCUUACUGUUCUUUGUGAUGCUAAGGUUUCUAUUAUUAUGUUCUCUAGCACCGGCAAGCUUCAUGAAUACAUUAGCCCCUCUAUCUCAACAAAGCAGUUUUUCGAUCAGUAUCAGAUGACUGUAGGAAUUGAUCUGUGGAAUUCUCAUUAUGAGAAUAUGCAAGAGAACUUGAAGAAACUGAAAGAUGUCAAUAGGAAUCUUCGCAGGGAGAUUAGGCUGAGAAUGGGAGAUUGUUCGAACGAUCUGAGUAUGGAAGAACUGAGGUUACUUGAGGAAGAAAUGGACAAAUCCGUUAAGGUUAUUCGUGAGCGUAAGUUUAAGGUGAUAACUAAUCAGAUUGACACCCAAAGGAAGAAGUUUAACAAUGAGAGAGAGGUGCACAACAGACUCCUGCGUGACUUGGAUGCAAGAGCAGAAGAUCCACGUUAUGAAAUGAUGGACAAUGGAGGAGAGUAUGAGUCUGUGAUUGGAUUCUCAAAUUUAGGUCCGCGCAUGUUUGCAUUGAGCUUACAGCCUACUCAUCCUAACCCCCACAACGGACCACCUGCUGCCUCUGAUCUCACCACUUACCCUUUACUUUUCUAGUAUGCUGCUAUCUCUCAUAACACAAAUACCAUAAUAAAAUUAAUUAAUGACUAAUUAUAUAUAUAUCACGUACUGUUUAAGAUAUAUAUAAGCAUAAUUCUGUUUUGAAUUUAUAUGUACCUUUAUAAAUUAAACAUGGUCUUCUCAAAUAUCUUUCAUCAAAAGGCAUGUAAUGUAUGAAUUACUAAAUUGCAACUCAUUAAAGUUAACUGUACUUCAGAUCAGAUAUGAUGUGAUGUAUGCUUUUAUUCAGUGAUGAGCAUGUGGAUGCUUAGUGCAAUUACGUACUCUAAUUAAUUAGCAUGACUACUACUCAGCUUAACUUUGACACUGCUCCAAAUCAUCACUUUGUUUGAUCUUAGAAAGAAAAGGAAAUCAGGCAAUUAUGGUUUGACACCAACAUUCUUGUUCAUUUGUUGAAAUUGAUCUCUUGAUAAGCAUACCAAAAAAAUGAAAUAAAAAAUAAAAUUAAUUUUAGUAAGAUAACAUUUUUACCUUUUUAAAGUAUUCAAUACACAAAUUUUCUUAU